This is a messenger RNA of Brassica napus (rape), 1389 nucleotides long. RefSeq lists its product as uncharacterized. NCBI's taxonomy places the organism in Eukaryota, Viridiplantae, Streptophyta, Magnoliopsida, Brassicales, Brassicaceae. The transcript is spliced from 4 exons. Gene Ontology annotation, molecular function: nucleic acid binding; RNA-DNA hybrid ribonuclease activity. The record is from RefSeq and is a predicted model, not a curated record. The coding region runs from base 1 to 1389 and encodes 462 amino acids.
AUGGGGUUUAAAGACUUGCAUUUGUUUAAUCAGGCCUUACUCGCAAAACAAGCCUGGCGCCUUCUUAAUGAGCCUGAUAGCCUAUAUGCAAGAUUCAUGAGAAGUAGAUACUUUGAAGAAAGGGAUUUUAAUAGUGCUACUCUUGGUACUAGACCUUCCUUUGGCUGGAGAAGUCUCUUAUUUGGCAAAGAACUCUUGGAUAAGGGGCUUAAAUGGAUGAUAGGUAAUGGUGAAGAUACUUUAGUGUGGGUGUCUCCUUGGUUGGAUGAUGGUAUCAGAAUGAGAAGUCCUCUUAUGAAAAAUAUAUUUGUAGACCUGGACUUGAAGGUUUCAGCUUUGAUUGAGCAACAUUCAGAUGUGGAGCUCAUUUUGAAAAUGAAGAUUACUCAAGAUUCAAAAGAUUUCAAAGUUUGGAAGUUCAAUGUGAGUGGUGCUUAUACUACUAAAUCGGGUUAUUGGUUGGCAGCGAAUCUAGCAAAAUCUGAGCUUAGAAUUUUCUUAUGGAAAAUUUUGUCUGCGGCUCUCCCGGUGGCUAAUGGUUUAAUGGCUAGAGGCAUAUUGGUUGAUGAUAGAUGCCAAUUUUGUGGUCAUGUUGGUGAAUCAGAGGUCCAUCUGUUCUUCACCUGUCCUCUGGCUAGGCUUAUUUGGGCAGUGGCUGAAAUUCCAGUUCCAAGAUCGGGCUUUAGCUCUUCUUCGAUCUAUCAGAAUUUUAACUAUCUUCUGGAACUGCAGGCAAACCUCAAUAUUCCCAUUUGGAAUGCUUUUAUUUUUGAGGGUUUGGAGUUUGAUGCUAUAUCAGUGGUGAAUAAAGCUUUUAAUGAUAUGAAUGAAUGGUCUCAAGUUCAGCAGAGAGGAGACCUUUCUGUCAAGAAUUUAGUUGCUGAUACCACAGUAAAUCGAUCGGAAUGGAUUCCUCCUCCGAUAGAUUGGAAGAAAUGUGAUAUAGGAGUUGAAUGGGACAAAAAGAAUCAUAUAUGUGGAGCAGCGUGGUUGCUUAGAGAUGAUAAAGGGGUUGUUCUUAUGCAUAGCCGUAACUCCUUUACUAAUGUUCUAUCUGUGAUGGAGGCUCAGGAAAGAGUUUGGUUGUGGGCAAUAGAAAGCAUGAGUAGCCUCCAUUUUUCAAAAAUUGUCUUUGCAGCAGAAUCCAAGGAGUUGGUUGGAGCAGUAACUAGACCACCAGCUUGGCCUUCUUUCAGGUGGAUUUCUAGAAAAAUUCUAUCUUAUCUCCAGUACAUUCCUGAUUGGAAAUUGGAGAAGGUUGAUAGAAUGAUGAUUUUGGGGGCUUAUUGUAUAGCGCAGAGUGUUGUGUUGUGGGAUCUAUUUCAAUCGUACGUGGCCACUAGCUUUCCCUCUUGGUUAUCUGGGUUUUUUUGCUCGGUUUCUGUCUAG